Molecule: messenger RNA, 1179 nt
Organism: Desarmillaria tabescens
Lineage: Eukaryota; Fungi; Basidiomycota; Agaricomycetes; Agaricales; Physalacriaceae
Exons: 4
Coding region: 435-1034 (199 amino acids)
Source: RefSeq, a predicted model, not a curated record
CUGGCGAUAGUAGUCUCGGGGCUGCAGCUUCCUGGGCUCAUAUAUCACCGGGGGUACACUCUAUUUACGACUCCCGCCAAGCCCAAGUUCAUGACGGAAUUCCAGACCCUGCAUUUCCCGAAAUCUGGAAUUUGGUCUAUUCAUCAAGAAGGCACGCGGAUCCCUCCCACGCCUCCUUGGGCCUCAGAGGAUGUACCGCUCACUCUUCGUCGGGACCAUGGGUUAAAUGUGUUCUUGUGGCUGUUCUAUUCGGACCAUCAACGCAAUUCCUUCUCUUGUUCGCGUUUCCGACAAUGACUGUCUCUGGCUUGCUAGUACUGGUAGUGCAAUAUAUUUCUUCGUAUAAAAGGACUAUGGGCAACCGCAAAUCAUACUCACUCAUCGAGUCUUCUACGUAAUUUCCUUCCUUCACUAGCAGUCCUUCUCUAGCAGCCAUGUUCUUCUUCCGCGCACUUACUGCAGCUUCGGCAUUCUUCCUCGCCGUCAGCCCAAUCCUCGCUUCUCCAGCACCUCUCCAAGCCGACCUCGUCAAAUUCGACACUGACUUGGUAGCCCGUGCAGAUGUAAAUGUUCUCGACAUCUUCAGCGACCUCAAGGGCGUCGCCGAUCAGAUCCUACCAGAAAUUGAGAGUCUCAUCAAGAACAACACUCUCACUCAGGACUUGGUUAUGCCCCUCAUCAACGACCUCAUGGGGGCAAUCAAGAACGCGACGUCCGAGUUGGGAAGCUUGGAUAAGUCUUCGGUCGUUGUAGGAGGUACGAAUCAGGAGCUCGCUACCCUGGUAGCCGGGAUCGUCACAGAUAUCUCGGGCACGAUGGACGGUUUGACGACUGCCAGUGUCGAUUCGUCUUCCUUGGACUUGGGCUCUAUCCUUCUGGACGUGGGUGGUGUUCUUGCAGGACUGCUCGUUGCUGUCGUUGGAAUAGUGGGAGGUCUUCUGGCAUUGUUGCUUCCUCUGCUCCUCCCUGUCGUGGGUCUCCUUGUGACGAUUGUUGUGGGAUUAUUGGGCGGGCUUUUGGGUCUCAUUCUUUGAAGGACGAUUUUAUACGCAUAUUCUGCUAAUACCGGACAGACGAGUCAUAUAAUGCAUAUAUAGUCCAUGUGAAUUAUUCAUUUAGGCAGGUGCUGUUCGCUAAACAGGUCGUGAGUAAUCUUCAGACAAAUAGUGGUAACCGACA